AUACAAAUAUUCAAGAAAUCAAGUCUAUGUCGGUGUUGCUAAUGUUUACACUCGACUAUUUUACUGCAAUGUAUAUCAACGAGGAAACUACACGACGCGACAAGCUAGUAGCCCGCCUGGUGGUAAUAGCCAUGAAGGCCCAUUAAUAGUAACAAAAUUACCGAGUACAAAUAGAUUUAUGAAAUAGCAUACUACAUUUUAAAAAUACACAGAUAAAGAAACUAUUUUCUUAGCAACAUUGCCCAAAAGUGUCAGAUGAUUGUCAAAGUUUGACAAAUGUCAUACGAGACAAAAUAAAAUGGCCACUUACAGCUUUGUUUGUUUACAAUGCAAUGUAGUAUAUUACCUAAUUUAUUUUUUAAUAAACUAAUUCCAUAUUACUCUACGAGUGUUAAGCAUUAAAUUAUAUAGUUAGUUUGUGUAAAAACUAGAUUAAAAUGUUAGCGGUACUACUUCUAAACCGCAUGAGCGUCAUGAGUGCUCGGCGCCGUAUUUCUCGUCGGGAAAAGCCUGUAAAGGUGGAUAAAAUAGCGCGGAAGGCAGCUGAAGAUGUCUACUGCAGGACUUGCCUUAGCACCGAGGACUUGGUGCCGUUGUUUUAUGGAAAACACGACGACGAAAAACGAUCGCACGAUCUCAAACUUGUCACUGGAUUGCAGAUCAAGAAGAAUGAUAGUCUAUCACAAAAGAUCUGCUCCCCGUGCCUGGAGGCGAUCAACCAAGCCUUGCAGUUCAGGAGGACCAGCAGGAAGACAGAGAAGGCAUUGCUCAACAUGAUGUCUGGUGUCAAAACUAAGAAGAAAUACUCAACGAGGCUACGCAAGAGCCUCUCAAAGCGUACGAAAGUGAAGAAGACGGAGCCUGAGGAUAUGGACGCGUGUGAUUACUCCUACAACAUGUAUGAGGACAGCUUCCAAGAUGAUGAUUACAAGAAUGUGCUUGUUAAAGAGGAGAAGCCUAAGAUUAAACAGAAGUUAACGCCAAAAAAGAAGAAAAAAAUGACAAUACCCAACGCCACUUCGUACAAAUGCACCACAUGUAACAAAGAGUUCAAGAUGAAGACCACAUACAAGGCUCACAUCAGAUUUCACACCAACUAUUGUGUUUGUGAGUCAUGUGGCAAACGCUGUCGCAACAAUAACCAGCUGCAGGAACACAAGCGCGCGCGGCACGGACUCGGUCGGAUACACAAGUGCGCCUACUGCGAAUAUUCCUCGGCCACUAAAGAAGCUCUCACUAUCCACGAGCGGCGGCACACAGGCGAGCGGCCGUACGUGUGCGACCACUGCGGCGCCACCUUCCACCGCCGCUCCAACUUGGUGCAGCACAUCGCUAUACACCUGCCGGAGAAGAACUUCCAGUGCUCGAUAUGCAACAAAUGCGAGAAAUCCAAGAAACGUCUUCAGAUCCACGUGUACAAGUGCCACCGGUCGCGGCGGCUGUACCGGUACGCGUGUCCCGCUUGCAGUGAGACGUUCGUGCGCGCCACCAACGCUCGCGUGCACCUCGCGCGUGCGCAUCACAUGCACGGCGACGCGCUGCCGCCCGUGCACAGGAUACAGGUUCACAUGCCCAUCAUGUCCGCGGAGCUGCGGCCAGGACCUCGCCUGGAGCUGCUCGGCCACGUACCGCGCAGGCCUUAACUAGUCAUUACUGAAGAUAUGAGUUUGACAGUCUGAAUAUAAUAAUAAAGAUUCUCCUGCUUUUCCGGCUCCCCCGCGGGGACUUCUGUCCCCGACUUACCCUAUUUAGAACACAGAGUAAGGUUAAUAUAUUUCAGUAAUUAGAUUUUGAAUCCAAUUAUUCGUUUUCGCGCGAUACGCUAGAUUUGUUGUAUUAUGUUACGACUGUUAAUGUGUCUGUUUUGUUUAAACUGUUUAAUUCCCGGGUCGGAAAAAGUAAAUUGGGUUUUUCUAUUUAUUUCAGCCCGGAUUCUAGAAUUUGUAGCCGAUAUAACGAUAGGAUUGCUUGGUAUGGAUUGAUUGAUUGGUAAAUACAUGGCGGAAAUUGGGUGCGCCAGUUGCGCCUCUGCCUACCCCUUCAGAGAACAAAAGGCGUGGGUGUGUGUAAAAACCCGAAUCUCAUUAGAAAAUGUGUUUUUUGUUCAAAAUAAUGUUAAAUAUAUUUUAUUUCACGGCUAACCCAACCUAACCUAACUCACCUUGGAAAAUUCUCUCAGCCCCCAAUAUAGUUUAAUGUUGCGAAUUUUUUGUCUUGACUUAAUAUAUGUCGUAGGAACAUGUGUGCAGCUAGUGUCAGGGCUGUCUGGAAAUCUUUAGAGGAGGCCUAUUCCUAGCAGUGGACUUUAUGUGGCUGAUAAUGAGCGCGGUAGUAUUAAAAAAAAACACUGUAAAUAUUUUAUUUAUUAUUUUAAAAUAGGAUACGCCUUAUUGCUGUAGCUUUAGCAGUCAACUAAUUAUCCAUAAAUGUAAAUAAAUAUAAAUACUAAUAUGUAAAUAACUAAAAUAUAUUUCUUCUUCAUUGUCUA
Messenger RNA from Manduca sexta (tobacco hornworm), 2488 nucleotides. RefSeq names its product zinc finger protein 430. Gene Ontology annotation, biological process: regulation of transcription by RNA polymerase II. Gene Ontology annotation, cellular component: chromosome; nucleus. Gene Ontology annotation, molecular function: RNA polymerase II transcription regulatory region sequence-specific DNA binding; zinc ion binding; DNA-binding transcription factor activity, RNA polymerase II-specific. Lineage: Eukaryota; Metazoa; Arthropoda; Insecta; Lepidoptera; Sphingidae. The transcript has 8 exons. The record is from RefSeq and is a predicted model, not a curated record. Bases 438 to 1643 code for a protein of 401 amino acids.